Messenger RNA from Colletotrichum truncatum, 1584 nucleotides. Its product is annotated as C6 zinc finger domain protein. Gene Ontology annotation, biological process: regulation of DNA-templated transcription. Lineage: Eukaryota; Fungi; Ascomycota; Sordariomycetes; Glomerellales; Glomerellaceae. Gene Ontology annotation, molecular function: DNA-binding transcription factor activity, RNA polymerase II-specific; zinc ion binding. The record is from RefSeq and is a predicted model, not a curated record.
AUGGCAAGAAAAGGUAGCAGAAAAGUCAGGACAGGAUGUUUUACCUGCAAGACCCGUAAGGUCAAAUGCGACGAGACCAAACCAGCAUGCUUGAGGUGUUCCAACACUGGCCGUCAGUGUGACGGCUAUCCGGCCCCGCCUAGGUCCGAGCUCCGGCCGUUCCGCCCAAAAACCAUAGCCAUGUUCCCCGGCGUCGCUAGCCAAGCCGAAGGUCGGGCACUGCAGUUCUUCUGCGAAAUGGCCGGCCCGAACCUGCCGGGGUCCAUCGAACCCUUCUUUUGGACGCACAUUGUCCUGCAAUUUAGCAGGUUUGAGCCUGCAGUGAGGCACUCCCUUGUUGCGAUCAGCUCUCUGUAUGAGGAUGUCACCAAAGCCAAGGUAGGGCCGAGUUCGCUGAAAGGUCAGCGGCUUCGUGACAACAGCCUAGCACUGACACACUACAACUCUGCGAUUAGAGAGCUUAUGGGGUUGAAGAACCAGGAGGUGGUGCUCCUGGUCUGUGUUCUCUUCAUCUGCAUAGAGCUGCUGCAAUCCAACUCAGAGGCUGCUCUUCGGCACUGUGCUCACGGAAAUGCCAUUUUCAAGUUUUCCGAAACUGCAUCUUAUCAUUGGGUGAAAGAGUGGCUGAUGCCUCUGUUUCGUCGCCUAAAUGCCUUGCAGUAUUUUUUCGCACGAAAAGAAGACAGCAUGCCGGACCUGAGCAUCUCGGCUUAUGAAACGCCAGUCUGGUUUUCCAACUUCAAAGAGGCGGAGUUAAUGAUAGACGACAUCUUCAACCAGUCGUUCCAGCUUAUUCGCCUCGGCUCCCAUUAUCGGAUCGGGAACAUGCGACAUAAAAAGCCCACAGAAGACUUGCUUGCAGAGCAAAAGAGGGUCACAGGCCUACUAGAUUUGUGGUUUGUUCUUUUCAAGAACCUCGACACUCGACCAAAAUCGGCUAAGGAUGCCAUUACGGGAAUCCCACGUAUAUUCGCCCUGGCGCGGUACCGAAUUUGUCAAAUUUGGUCAGGCAUGGCUUUCAACCCGUCUGAAAUGGGCUACGAUGCGUACGAAAACGACUUUCGUCUGAUGGUCAGCCAAUUAUCGGAAGCUGCCAAUGGACGCAUGAAAAGCAGCAGUCGAAACAACUUCGAGUUCGAAAUGGGAUUCAUAGCGCCCGUUUCUUUCAUUGUCAUGAAGUGUCGAUUCCUCGAUCUUCGCCUGGAGGCCUUGCGCUGUCUCAAGGUGCUUGCCGCACCGCGAGAGGCCCUUUGGCAGAAGGACGGGAUGUACGCAUUGGCCAAACGAAUCGUUGAGAUAGAGCAUGGGUUAUCCCUAGACUGCGACGGUAGACCUUUUCCGGGCGUUGAGCCCUCCACUCCCCGGUUACCCCCCGACGAGAUGAGGGUGGUACAUUUUGUCACAGAAUUCCUCCAGGGCCGCCAUAAUAAUUUCUACGGGCAUGAGGUUCGCGGUAGGAAAGUCGUGUUCAUCAUGAGUGGCCCUGGAGAUCGCAUGGUUUUUCGCCCUGACGUCCUCGAUGAGGAGCAAGUCCCGUUGUCGGCCUGGAGCCCAGAAAUCACCCAAGCGGAGAUUUUGCGAUGA